Tyto alba (common barn owl) is the source of this 3117-nucleotide messenger RNA. RefSeq names its product complement receptor type 2-like. The transcript has 8 exons. Lineage: Eukaryota; Metazoa; Chordata; Aves; Strigiformes; Tytonidae. Bases 901 to 2262 code for a protein of 453 amino acids. The record is from RefSeq and is a predicted model, not a curated record.
UGAGCUUUUCCAUGUCACUUGUCUGCAGAACUUCUCCUGGUCUGGAGUUCAGAACUUGUGUCACAGGGAGUAGUAUGUCACCCUUUGCCUUGAUCGUCCCUGCGGUAGCUGAGAAAUCGUUCCCGGGGUGGAAGAUGUCCUUAAGGGCUGGGGGCCAACAUAAGGAUGGUUGUAACAUGGGGAGAGUCAAUUAGACAGGUAAUAUUUUUUAUCAUCUCAUUAAAAUGGUCAUAGCAAUCUGAGUGGCGUCGGGUUGAAGCUCAAGCCCUGAAGACCUGCUGAAGGUAGAUGGUGAACUGUCAUGCUUCCUGCAAGCUGCCUUCAGCAGAGAAGUGGGGUCUGCUGACUAAUGAGAGUCUCCAAGAAGGGGAAUAACUCGUAGUUUCUGCCUGGAAGUUGACAGUUCCUUUAAAAACAGGCUUUUUGAGAAACUUCUCCCCUGUGCUUAGCAGCCCCAGCGCCUCCCUUCAGAGGCACCUGCUGCCCCCCAGCUGCCAGCGCCGCCUUUACACCUUUUUUUUUAUUUACUUAUUUUAAGUUCACGGUGCUUCUCAGCCUGUUUUCCGAAUCCAAACAUUAUGAAGUGGGUAACGAAACCUCAGCUGGGGCCGGGGGAAGAACACAUAUGAGUACGGAGAUGCUCUUUCCAUGGCUGUUGAUAUCAAAGGCAGCAUCGCCAGCACUGCCUGGCACGGCGGUGGGUGUGAUUUUAUGAUUUUAGCAGAUGCACUUGCCAGCACCUAUUGUAAGGCAUGAGGAAAUCCCAGUUACAGCUGCCUUUAGUUUUCUCUGUUAUUACAGUUUAUGACCAGCCCCAGAAUAUUUCUCAUGAGAGAUACGGUAGAUGGACAAAGAAAAAUUUUAUUGGGACAUCAGUGAUGUACGUAUGUGCUAGAGGUUAUGCAGUUGUUGGAGAGCCUCUUGUUUCUUGUAAAGCUGGAGGGGGGCUGCCGGCACCCUGGAGUCACCCCCAGCCCUGAGUGUACUGAGGCUCAGUGUCCCGUCCCAGAUAUCACACACGGACAGCUGAAACCUGCACAGAACCUCACCUACGGCAGCACCGCCACGCUCGAGUGCGAUGCCGGGUACAUCCCCGUGGGUGCCACCACCACCGUGCGGUGCCUGAGCGCGGGCAGAUGGCACCCGCGGGUGCCCGCCUGCACCCUCGGUCACUGUCCCUACCCUCCCGCUGUUGACCACGCAGACCGAAACCCUCAGCGCAGCUUUCCAGUCGGGGCAACCGUGACCUACUUCUGCAGAGCCGGAUACACUUUGCUCCCUGAAGUAUCUCCGAUAACUACUUGCCUUAAAAAUUUCACAUGGUCCGUAAUCCCAAAGCUUUGCCAGAAGGUGCAGUGUCCCAGCCCGGUUAUCCACCACGGGAGAGAGGUCAGCCCCAGGAAAGCUGAAUACACCUUUGGGCACCAGGUGGAAUUCCAGUGCGAGCCCGGCUACGUGCUGAGGGGCAGCCAGAGAGGCCAGUGCUGGUCUGACGGGACGUGGAGACCCCCCGCGCCGUACUGCGACAAGGUUUGUGGUCCCCCUCCAACAAUCGCCAGCGGGCAGCACUCUGCCUUGGGAGCGGAGCAGUUCCCCUACGGCUUGGAAGUAAAAUACAGCUGUGUGGAGGGGCUGUCCCUCAUCGGGGAUGAAUCCAUCUACUGCACCUCCGACGAUGGGGUGAACCUGACGUGGAGCGGACCUGCCCCGGAGUGCAGGGUGGUUCGGUGCCCCAAGCCCGCAGUCGAGAGGGGGAGGAUGACCCCGCAGAGGUUCACCUUUCCCUACGGGGCGGCCGUGCGGUUCUCCUGUGACGAAGGCUUCGUGCUGCGGGGCGAUGCCGAGAGCCGGUGCCUGGCCGACAGCGCCUGGCACCCUCCCCUGCCCACUUGCCAGCCAGUUCUGUGUCCACAACCACAAGUGGCCAAUGGAAGGCUGAAAAGCACUUUGGAUGGCAAAAUGUGGUACCAAACAAAUGCAACCGUUACUUUUGAAUGUCUUCAUGGAUACCACUUUGCAGACGAUGGAGACAUGUCUUUAGAAGGCUCUUGGACAGCCACGUGCUUGCCUGAUGGCAGCUGGACACCGUUGCCCAAGUGUAGGAAAGAAGGUGAUUCUGAUGUAUGCGAAGAGGUUGAUUAUAUCAAAACAGCCUUUGGAUGCGGUGUGCCUAUAGCAGAAAUGAAAACUCUACUGGAAAUACAAAAACUGUUUCUGGAGAUUAAAAAACUAAAGGUGGAGCUAGGAAACUUGAAUGAGUGAGUCCUGUAACACACUGCAACCAUCACUUUUCCUUUGGUGAACAUGCAGUUUCUGUAGUCACAGUAUCUAUAAGAAGGCUCUCGGUGAUUUAUGGUUUAUGCCUGAAUACCUACAGGCAGAGAUAUAAUAACCAAUGUAUGGGAGAUUGCUUUUGUCGUGCUAGAGCAUAGAGGGAUUUUUGCUCUUUUCCUUAAAUCUGACAAGCUUGAUUUGCUAUUUAACAAAUGUGUUGUUGCACAUUUUACAUUGGCAUAGUAAAAUUAAAUCGAGCUUCUUUGAGUCACCGCAUAACCUGUGCCAAGCCGAGAGAAGGGGGACUGAAGUCCACAGAAGGAAAAUUCUAGCUGAGAUGAGAGUCGGUGGUUCUCGCUGAAGGUGUUUCUGCCGUAAUCUUCCAGCCGGCGAUUUGCGCACACGCCACACCCUCUGCCCAUACCGAUCUCAGCCCGUCAUAGCAUUAGCAUGCUUCUACCUAGAAAUAGUAGCGAAGCCAGCAUUUAACUGCGUGAUUUCCUGUUAAUUUAGCUCAUGAUUUCUGGCCAUCUAGCUAAGGGCAGUUACAUAUCAGGAAGUGAAUUUAUAAAGGCUUCUAUUUGUUAUCACUGGAUUUAAAAAAAAGCAACAGGUUUCUUGCCCAGCACUGUACUGAACAGAUAUUCGUGUUGGUGUCAUCUUCCACAUCCCUAUUUCUGGCAAGCAAACGCUAAGAAUAGAUGUUGUGUGUUUAAGUGUAGAGUAUCAGACAGCAAAGAUUGUUCUUACCACGCAAUAAACAAUGAUCAGAUUAUGUCGCUCUGUGGGGCAGCGAUUACUCCUUCCCUGCAAGAUUACAAUAAAGGUGCAGGUGGAACCAUG